Molecule: messenger RNA, 657 nt
Organism: Thecamonas trahens ATCC 50062
Lineage: Eukaryota; Apusomonadida; Apusomonadidae
Product: RJL family GTPase
Exons: 2
Coding region: 78-617 (179 amino acids)
Molecular function (GO): GTP binding; GTPase activity
Source: RefSeq, a predicted model, not a curated record
CAGAGCCAGAGCCAGAGCCAGAGUGAGCGCGAGGGCGAGCGGGAGCAAUUGAGCCAGACAGAGCACGUAUACACAACAUGGCAUCAUCAUCGAGGCAACUGCGCGAGCCGAUGCGGAUCAAGAUUUUGUCCAUGGGAUCGGGCGGUGUCGGCAAGUCGUGCCUCAUCAAGCGGUACUGCGAGGGACGGUUUGUGGGCAAGUACAUCUCGACCAUCGGGGUGGACUACGGCGUGAAGACGGUGCCGUACGAUAACUACGAUCUCAAGGUCAACUUCUGGGAUCUUUCCGGCCAUCCUGAGUUCUUUGACGUCCGCAACGAGUUCUACAGAGAUACACAGGGCGCUAUGCUGGUCUUUGACGUCUCGUCUCGCUCGUCGUUUGCUGAUCUUGAGGCGUGGAUCCGCGAGGCCGAGCAGUACGGCGCCGGUGACGCUCAGAUCAUUGUCGUCGGAAACAAGGUUGAUCUGGACCGGACCGUCUCGGCCAAGGAAGGCAAGGCAUGGGCCCGUGCUCAUGGCUACGAGUACUUUGAGGCCUCGGCCAAGUCCGGCGAGGGCGUCGACGACAUCUUUGAGCACCUCUUCGAGUCCAUCGCCUCAGCCAACCAGCUGACCUGAUUGCCGUCAUGGCGGAGCAAGUGAACGAACGAUCCAUGCC